UGCGCUCGCUCACUCUUGCAUUGUGGGUACUUUCAAAAAUGGCGGCGCCCUGUUGGAGGUAUGCUUGGAGACCUCUAAGGCAAAUUAUUUCAGGACCAGGACGGUUAAAACCUGCAGUGCGUUAUGUUUCUAACAGCGCUCCGAAAGUCAAGAUUGGAAGCCCACCGUCACCGUGGGUUCUACACGGCGCCGUGUGUUUACAGAGGCUUCCGGUCAUCUCUCAGGACUUGAGCCCGAUUGAGGAGAAGUUCAUGGAGCUCAUGCGCCAGAUGGAGCUGGAGAGAAGUCUGCUCUCGGACCAUGAGUUGCGGCUGUUGGAGGACGCCGAGCGCAUGAGCCGCAAACAGGAUGCUGAUUAUGAUUCGGAUGACGAAGAGGCCUAUGGAGGUCAAGAGAUCGUCACAGCACAGGAUUUGGAGGACAUGUGGGAGCAGAAGUUCAAGCUUUUACAACCUGCUCCUAGGACGAAAGCUACUGACACCACAGAUGUGAGCUCGGCUGAGCGCUGCCUGGGAGACAGCUUGGUGCUACUGGUGAAGCAGGAUGUUGGCUCUCAGAAGGUUUGGCUUCUGCCUCAGCUGCCAUGGGAGGCAGGAGAGACGCUGAGGCAGACCGCAGAGCGUGCCCUCGCCAGUCUGCCAGGCACAAAACUGAACGCCACCUUCCUCGGCAAUACCCCUUGCGGAUUUUACAAAUACAGAUUCCCCAAAAGCAUCCGGACUGAGAACAGAACAGGAGCCAAGGUGUUUUUCUUCAAAGCCCUGCUCUCUGGUAGCGACAAUCUGCCACCGAAGAAAGACUCCUGCGUGUGGGUGAGAAAGGAUGAGCUCCAGGAUUAUCUCAUGCCAGAAUACCUGAAACAGGUCAAGCGAUUUAUUUUGAAUCUGUGACCUGCUGAGACACUGGACCUCACGUAGAAAUGUCAUACACAUUUAUGUAAGACACUUGCUCUGACUCUGGUGUAGUGGGAUCGUGUCAGAUCAGAUGCCUCGUCUCUGCUGAUCAGAAAAUAAUGUUCAUUUUUUUGGAGCUCCAUUUCCACGCCAUAAUCAGUUAUGGCUCUGUGACCAAGCAUGACAUAGCUGACUAAAUAAAUCUAGAUUUCCAGAUGAGUUGAUUAAAUGUAUCAGGUGUGAUGGGCACUGUGUGUGUUGGAGUGUGGUGGGGGUCUCAAGCUUGAUUGAAUUCUGUUCCAGUUUCACAACCACAGAUGAGACACAAGACUAAACUUUCAUAUUAUACAUGUGCAUUUCAAAUUUGAAAAAUAACGUUCGAAAUUCGUUCACUUAUAUUUCGUUGUCAUGUCUUGACAAAUAAAGAGAAUGUCAUAGUUUAUUUAUUUUUUUGUUCAUGUAGCCCAACCCACACGAAGAUGACCCUCAACCUUCAGAUGUUCUGUCCUGUUGACUCAGUCCACCUUUUUUUAGAUUUUACAAGAUGUUUUAUGUCAUUUUUGUGUCACUGAUCAUCAAUAUUAAUAAUACUGAUGGAAAUGGAGCACCUAUAACCCGACCAAGCUUGAGUGGGUUCUCUUACAGCUAUGUGUGGAAAUGUAAAUUUGGACAUUUAAUUUGAAUUAAAUUCAAUCAUAAUUUCAUUUCACCUUGUUUCCCACAGCUCAGACCUUAAACAUCACCUCUGUAACGAAUAUGCAAGUUCUUAAAAGAUUUGUCAUGUUCAACAUGCUGAAUGUCAGUAUUUUUUAUUCUUGAAAAUAAAUAGUAAAAGGAAAAAAGAAGAUGACAAAAAAAAA
Molecule: messenger RNA, 1753 nt
Organism: Tachysurus vachellii
Lineage: Eukaryota; Metazoa; Chordata; Actinopteri; Siluriformes; Bagridae
Gene: mrpl46
Product: mitochondrial ribosomal protein L46
Exons: 4
Coding region: 39-890 (283 amino acids)
Cellular component (GO): mitochondrial large ribosomal subunit
Molecular function (GO): structural constituent of ribosome
Source: RefSeq, a predicted model, not a curated record